GUGAGCGCAACACUGCCCAACAUGCCUAAGGUGAUAUGCUCUGCACUAGAUGCUGGGUCUUUGACCCUCCCAGAGAAGUAAUCAAUCCCGCCAGCCUCAGAAGGUCGUAUCACAGUGCCGUCACUGAAUCUUCCAAUCCAGCAUACAAACAUCGAGACUGGCAGGCUGACACGCAUUUUCUUCGAUCUCGGCAUGCGCCAUGAUCUGACGAGGUAUCCACGUGAUCUCCAGCAGUGCCUCCGACAUCGCAUGCGGUUGAAUACAGGUCAGGACAUUGUGUCCUCUCUUAAACAGGGUGGCCUCGAAUCUGAAGUCAUUCACCAUGUCAUCUUCAGUCACCAGCACUAUGACUAUAUUGGGGGCCCGUCGGAUUGCCAAAGGCCGAGGACAAAGUUCAUUGUAGCGCCGGAUUCUCUUGGACUGCUU
This is a messenger RNA of Exophiala aquamarina CBS 119918, 426 nucleotides long. RefSeq lists its product as uncharacterized. Lineage: Eukaryota; Fungi; Ascomycota; Eurotiomycetes; Chaetothyriales; Herpotrichiellaceae. The transcript has a single exon. The annotation marks the transcript as partial. The record is from RefSeq and is a predicted model, not a curated record.